AUGUAUGAGGACUGCAUCGACUCCACUGGAGACUGUUAUUUCAAUGUCUGUGAGAGUGAGGGGCCAUGGGCCAUUGUUAUGGAGUCCCUGGCAAUAAUUGGCAUAGUGGUUACAGUCAUACUCCUCCUGGCAUUACUCUUCCUCCUACGAAAAGUCCAAGACUGUUGCCUGUGGAACGUGCUCCCCACCCAGGUCCUCUUCCUCCUGGCGGUGCUUGGGCUCUUUGCACUUGCUUUUGCCUUCAUCAUCCAAUUCAAUGAACAAACUGCCCCUGUACGCUACUUUCUCUUUGGAGUUCUCUUUGCUCUCUGCUUCUCAUGUCUGUUAGCACAUGCCUUCCACCUAGUGAAGCUGGUCCGAGGUAGAGUCUCCUACUCUUGGACAACAAUUCUGUGUAUGGCUAUUUGUGCCAGUCUGCUGCAGAUCGUUAUUGCCAUUGAGUACGUGACUAUCAUGACCACCAGAGGGUUGUUUGUGCAUAUGACACCCUGUCAGCUCAAUGUCGACUUUGUCGUCCUCCUGGUCUAUGUCCUCUUCCUGAUGGCCCUCACAUUCUUCGUUUCCAAAGCCACUUUCUGUGGCCCAUGUGAGAACUGGAAGCAGCAUGGAAGGCUCAUCUUUGUCACUGUGCUCAUCUCCAUCCUUAUCUGGGUGGUGUGGAUCUCCAUGCUCCUGAGAGGCAACCGACAGCUCCAGUGCCAGCCCCAGUGGGACGACCCAGUCAUCUGCAUUGCCCUGGUCACCAAUGCAUGGGUUUUCCUGUUGCUUUACAUCAUCCCUGAGCUCUGCAUCCUCUACAGAUCAUGCAAACAAAAAACACAAGGCAAUGCCUGCACAGUCCCAACCUACCAACGCAGCUUCCGAGUGGAGACCCAGGAGCUCUCAAGAGCCCGAGACAGUGAUGGAGCUGAGGAGGAUGUAGCAUUAACUUCAUAUGGUACUCCCAUUCAGCUGCAGACUGUUGACCCCACAAAGGAACAGUUCAUCCCACAGGCUAAACUAAGCCCUCAGCAAGAUGCAGAAGUGUAA
Tupaia belangeri chinensis (Chinese tree shrew) is the source of this 1029-nucleotide messenger RNA. It is a transcript of the gene GPRC5D, whose product is annotated as G protein-coupled receptor class C group 5 member D. The transcript has 3 exons. Bases 1 to 1029 code for a protein of 342 amino acids. The record is from RefSeq and is a predicted model, not a curated record. Gene Ontology annotation, cellular component: intracellular membrane-bounded organelle; extracellular exosome; plasma membrane. Gene Ontology annotation, molecular function: sevenless binding; G protein-coupled receptor activity; protein kinase activator activity. Lineage: Eukaryota; Metazoa; Chordata; Mammalia; Scandentia; Tupaiidae. Gene Ontology annotation, biological process: visual perception; G protein-coupled receptor signaling pathway.